Xyrauchen texanus (razorback sucker) is the source of this 4957-nucleotide messenger RNA. RefSeq names its product junction mediating and regulatory protein, p53 cofactor (gene jmy). The transcript is spliced from 10 exons. Gene Ontology annotation, cellular component: cytoplasm; nucleus. Lineage: Eukaryota; Metazoa; Chordata; Actinopteri; Cypriniformes; Catostomidae. The record is from RefSeq and is a predicted model, not a curated record. Bases 144 to 3098 code for a protein of 984 amino acids. Gene Ontology annotation, molecular function: actin binding; transcription coactivator activity; Arp2/3 complex binding. Gene Ontology annotation, biological process: intrinsic apoptotic signaling pathway by p53 class mediator; 'de novo' actin filament nucleation; positive regulation of apoptotic process.
GUCAGCGCACAGUCGUCGACUCGUCGGAUGAGAAACAUUUGCGACGUUAAAGAUGCAUAUUAGCGAAACAAACGCCAUAUUCUCUGCCGUUGAUAGCGCGAUGACAGGCGGCGGGGACGCGCGGCGCUCGAUCGGGUAGAUUAAUGCGGCUGUUAGUGCGGAGCGUUGCGGGUUUCUGGAGAAAGACCCCCCCACUCUUCGCGCAUGCGCCUUACUCUUGUAAACAGAGACGCGCACGAGACCAAACGGACAAAAGGCCUCGUCAGCGACGCGCGGCAGCUGACGCGACGCGCACAGGUGUGAAUAUUACAAACGAUGAGCGCGUUAACGGAGGCAUCCGGACGCUCGACGAGUUCACCAAGCAACAACGCGAGUUUCCCGUUAUUAACGCGCGACUGAAGCGUCCGUUAGCCUGCGCUUUGUUUAUUCAGUGUUUUGGUGUCGUUCUGCGAUCUUUGUCCCGGGAUAAACGGGGCAUGUCAUUCACGAUGGAGGAUACUCUAGAGUCCGGCUGGGUUUCGGUACGACCGAAUGUUUUUGAGGAGAAAGAAAAGCACAAGUUCGUCUUCAUCGUCGCGUGGAACGACAUUGAGGGAAAGUUCGCCGUCACGUGCCACAACCGAACCGUGCAGAAACGGACCGCGGUACGGGACUCGCUGCUGCUCGAGGCGGCUGAGGGCGAACUGACCGCGGGCAGACAACAGCGUCCCGCCAGCGACAGGCCUCCGCCGAAGAGUCCGGACCGGCAAUCCAAUUCCAGCAGACCGGUGGCGAGAAGUCCGAGCAAAACGAGCAGAACCGCCAAGAGCGGCGACAUGGAAGUUCUAGACCCGAUCCCCGGUGUGGCGGAUGAUGGUCCUGAAGAUCUGGACCCGAAUCUGCGGGAGGAUUUCAGCUGGGCCGGACUCUUCUCGUUCCAGGACAUGCGGGCCGCUCACCUGCUGCUGUGCGCCGUCAACUCGGACCUGGAACCGUGUCUGCCCGCCUUCCCCGAGGAGCAGACCGGCGUGUGGUCGGUUCUGUUCGGGGUUCCGGAGAUGAGCGCGCGCGAGAUGGAGGCGCUCUGCUUCCAGCUACAGGUGUAUCUGGGUCACGCGCUCGACACCUGCGGAUGGAAGAUCCUGUCUCAGAUUCUGUUUCCGGACAACGACGAUUCUGAGGAGUAUUACGAGAGUCUGAGUGAGCUCCGACAGAAGGGGUAUGAAGAUGCGCUCCAGAGGAACAAGAGACACCUGCAAGAGUUGUUGGAGCGUCAGCGUGCUGUGGACAGUAUGGUGGAGCUGCUGCAGCUGUACUCUGAACAGGAUGAAGCGUUCAGCGAUCUGGUGGAGGCCACGACUGAACUCUAUCACUAUCUGCUGCAACCAUUCAGAGACAUGAGAGAACUCGCCAUGCUGCGCAGACAACAGAUCAAGAUCUCUCUGGAGACGGAGCGCUUGGGUCCGCGGCGGGUGGAGUCUCUGCGCCGGGAGGAUGAUGAUUGGCAGAGGAAGGCUCAUACGGCUGUGCUGUCCAUUCAGGAUCUGACGGUGAAAUACUUCGAGACCACGGCACGAGCACAGAAGGUGAUGCACGAGCGCAUGCGGGCUGACCAGAGGAAGUUUGGGAAAGCUGCGUGGGGCGCUGCAGUGGAGCGCAUGGAGAAACUACAGUACGCCGUUUCCAAGGAAACACUACAGCUAAUGCGUGCCAAAGAGAUCUGUUUGGAACAGAGGAAGCAUGGACUCCGAGAGGAGAUGCAGGGUCUGCAGGGUGGAGAGGACGCAAUGGUGCAAUUGGACCAGUUGGAGGCGCUGUACUACGAGCUUCAGCUGCAGCUCUAUGAGAUCCAGUUUGAGAUCCUGAAGUAUGAAGAGCUGCUGUUGACUGCACAGCUGCAGAGUCUGCGCAGACAGAUGAGCGAGAGACAGGAGGAGGUGGUGUACUACGACACGUAUGAGAGCCCCGACGCCAUGAAGGCCACCGACGACUCGCCAACCCCUUUGACCUCGUCUAGAGAUGAUGUCACCAAGUUACAGCAGAAGACUCGCCAACUGGAGGCCAGGAGAGGCCGCAUCACCGCCAAGAAAGCCUACCUCAAAAACAAGAAGGAAAUCUGCAUCAUUAAUCACACACAGAAUAUACAGCAGCGGCAGAGCAGCACAGGCUGUGUUUCCCAGCAGGCUCUGCUGCAGGAGGAAGAGGAGGAGGAAGAGCAGCGCAUCUCUCGAUUCAGUCAGGAGAGACAGAGAACUCUAGAUCGACUGCGCAGCUUCAAGCAGUGUUACCCAGGUCAGGUGACUCUGAAAUCCACACGUCUGCGAUUGGCGUACUCCAGAAAGAAAACCGGUCUGACCCAAACCACCGCGAGACUGGAGCCGCCGCAGACGCAGGCCACUAGCGUGCAGACGGAAGAUGCACCAGCGCCUCUAGAACAUUCCGCAGGAGUCCCGGAGCUGUGCAGACCCGACAGUUUCAUGUCUCUGACCACAAUGGGCACGGUCGUCGGCGAGGUCACCCCUCGGGACGCCGCGCACGCAUCACUUCCUCCUGCCCGAGAGCUCCUGCUGCUGGACUCCUCCACUUCGCCCAUCUCCCUUCCUCCUCCUCCACCUCCUCCUCCACCCCCUCCCUCUCUUGAGGAGAUGCCCGCAGAUGGGCAGUGCCAGUCAAGCAGUCCCCAGCAGCAGCCCACAGCUGAGAGUCCGCUCGCCCCGUUCUCCGCCCGGUUCUUUGACAGCAGUCAGCUGGUGAAUGCCAGGAAGAAGCUGAGGAAGACCUCAUCACUGGAGUCCAACCAAUGGAGGAGAGCGAGCUCGCCGAUGGAUGAGGUUUUAGCCAGUCUGAAGCGCGGCAGUUUCCACCUGCGGAAGGCCGAGCUGCGCGUGCUGGCUCCCGAUCCGGACGAGGACGACGGGAAUAAUAUUCUGGCUCAGAUCAGGAAGGGCGUGAAGCUGCGUGAAGUGCGGCGACAGGAGCGCGGCGUGAAGGGGAUGAUGCACGAUUCCACCGACCCGCUGACACGCAGCAUCCACGAGGCACUGAGACGCAUUAAAGAGGCUUCGCCCGAAUCAGACUCGGAGGACGAGACGCUGCCCUGCACAGACUGGGAGAGCUGAACCGCUGCUGACACACACACACACUGGUCCAGUCAAACUCAACAGUGUGUGUUCUGUGACAAACAUGAUCUGUCAAUAUGAAGAUCAGAACAUCAGAGAAUGUGUGUGUGUGCGUGUGUGUGUUUAUCCCACAAAACAUCCAACACAAUACUGACAGCUGAACUAGUACACAACAGAUUACACUUUCACCUGUCUCUCUCUCUCUCUCUCUCUCUCUCUCUGUGUCUGUCUCUCUCUCUCUCUCCGGCUCUAUCUCUCUCUCUCUCUCUGGGUCUGUCUGUCUCUCUCUCCGGCUCUCUCUGUCUGUCUGUGUCUCUCUCUCUCUCUCUCUGGGUCUGUCUGUCUCUCUCUCUCUCUCUCUCUCUCUCUCUAUGUCUGUCUCUCUCUCUCUCUCAGCUCUAUCUGUCUCUCUCUCUCUCCGGCUCUCUCUGUCUGUCUGUCUCUCUCUCACUCUCUGGGUCUGUCUGUCUCUCUCUCUCUCUCUCUGUGUCUGUCUCUCUCUCUCUCUCCGGCUCUGUCUCUCUUAAAGGAACAAGCAUUCCUCUCUCAAUCGGUCGAGUGUGUUAUUCCAGUUAUUGCUCAUGAAUUCCAUUUAUUUGUUUCUUCUGUUCGUGUCUUUUAUAUGUGAUGGCAAAAUAGUUUGUUUUUUUAAUUAGUCGAGAGAUUAGUUUUAGUAAAAGCUGGUUAAUAAUCAAUAAUCAGUCUGUGGCACUCGGCUGUAAGACUGGUGAACACGUCAUGGUCAUACUUCAGAUUUUUACUGUUCAUUUCCCUCAAAUUCUCUUGAUUUACUUUCACCAUCAUGACGGUUAUUCUGUCAUCCAUUAAUGUGGAUUUAAAUCAAUCGUUGCAGUUUCUCGUGUGUGUGACAUUCGAGCGGGAUCACGCGGUUUGGUUUAAUAUAUUGGAUAUUUCUUUUCAUGCGCAAAAUAAACUUUAUUUGUUUUUUGAUUUGGGGUGAAAUAUGAGCUGCUGGUGUGUUCACGAGAGUCUCACGACAGUUCAGUGUUCAGUAACACGCGUGUCACCAUAAAACCGUGUUUUACUACAAACAUUGAUUUCAAGAGUCUCUAGUUUUAUCUGUUUAUUGUUUGUUUGAUUUGAAUUCACGUUAUUUGUGAUUUAAUUUGAGUGUUUUUUAAAGGUUGUGUAUUUUCUUCCAGUGGACACGUGAGUGUGCGCGUGAGUGCGCGUGUGUGCGCGCGCGUGUGUACAUCAGCUCAAACAGCACAGAAACAGCUGGAAGAUCUUCUGCGAGCUGAUUGGUCGGUGUGUCUGUCACUCACGUGCCUUUCUGCACAGGCCACAGUGAUGCGACUCUAAAAACUGAACACAUACGUGUAGCGUGACCGUGAUUACACACCGCAUGUGCUGUCUGGUGUCGGUGCACCCUCAACACUGAUCAAUCUGAUCUCAGAUCAGCUGAAGGAAACCUGUUCAUCAUGUGUACUGUAUUUAGCCUUUGAUAUUUUGUCUUUUAAUCAUGAUUUGUUCUAUGCAUUCUUAUUUCAAUCAGAUUUAAUGAGUUUCCAGCUGCAUUGAAACACAACAGUUCUUAAUUAUUCUGCUCUACUAAACUCCUCCGUUAAAGAUGCCAAUGUGUGACCCAACAAGUGCAAUAUUAUUAUUAUAUUGGAAAACUCAUAUUUUUCCUGUUUAUUAUAUAAAAAAAACAGCAAAUCCAUCUGCAUGUUUGCUAAAGGACAUGUAUUUAUUGACUUAAAAUAAAUAUUUAAAAAUGUAAAGCAAUAUCAUACAAAUGUAAAAUGACUUUUUUGCUUUUACUUUUCCAGCCAUUGUACUUAUUUUUAAUUUGAAUUUUCUCCUUGCGUAAAUAAAAUAUAAAAAUAAAUUCCCUU